Molecule: messenger RNA, 429 nt
Organism: Eubalaena glacialis (North Atlantic right whale)
Lineage: Eukaryota; Metazoa; Chordata; Mammalia; Artiodactyla; Balaenidae
Gene: PTH
Product: parathyroid hormone
Exons: 3
Coding region: 82-429 (115 amino acids)
Biological process (GO): intracellular calcium ion homeostasis; cell-cell signaling
Cellular component (GO): extracellular region
Molecular function (GO): hormone activity; parathyroid hormone receptor binding
Source: RefSeq, a predicted model, not a curated record
UGCUGCUCUGAUCCUAUAGUUAAAAUUCAGAGAAUUGGGAGUGACGUCAUCCAUAACAAUAAAAAAGCUUCUCUUGUGAAGAUGAUGUCUGCAAAAGACAUGGUUAAAGUAAUGGUUGUCAUGUUCGCGGUUUGUUUUCUUGCAAGAUCGGAAGGGAAGUCUGUUAAGAAGAGAUCUGUGAGUGAAAUACAGCUUAUGCAUAACCUGGGCAAGCAUCUGAGCUCCAUGGAAAGAGUGGAAUGGCUGCGUAAGAAGUUGCAGGAUGUGCACAACUUUGUUGCUCUCGGAACUUCCAUAGCUUACAGAGAUGGUAGUUCCCAGAGACCCCGAAAAAAGGAAGACAAUGUCCUGGUUGAGAGCCAUCAAAAAAGUCUUGGAGAAGCAGACAAAGCUGAUGUGGAUGUAUUAAUUAAAGCUAAACCCCAGUGA